Molecule: messenger RNA, 1332 nt
Organism: Neohortaea acidophila
Lineage: Eukaryota; Fungi; Ascomycota; Dothideomycetes; Mycosphaerellales; Teratosphaeriaceae
Product: Alpha/Beta hydrolase protein
Exons: 1
Coding region: 118-1227 (369 amino acids)
Source: RefSeq, a predicted model, not a curated record
GCUACAUCCCUCCACCAUUUCACUUCCUCCCAUGCGCAUUCUUCAAUUCUUCCAUACUCGUCUACCCUAGCAAACGCAUGAUCCUUUCGUGCAAUAGAUAUUGACACCGCCCGAAUCAUGGCCGGCGGCAGUACGUUCACGUGGAAGCACGCUCUCAAACUUCACUCCACUCUCUCCCCAUUUGACUCGCCCGUGCCAAUGACCCAUCCGGCCUUCAAAGACGUCAAGCCCGUCUCAUGGAGACGUCUGAACAUUUCCGGGCUGCUGGUAACUGUAUACGGCCUGGAAGAACUGCCCAACCAGCCCGGCGAGGUGGCGUGCUGCUGGCUUCUCCAUGGCCGCGGCGACACUCAAGACAGCAUGGGCCUGGUCGCCGGCGCCUUCCUCCACGCCUGGAACUCCAAACGCAAGCCCGGACAGAAAAGCCUGAUCUGCGUGUGCAUCGAUCAUCGCAACCAUGGGUCCAGAAUGCUGGACAACCUCGCAAAUGUCAGCUGGAAGCAGGGAAACCCCAGUCACGGCCCCGACAUGUUCAACACGUACACCGGCACCGCCCUGGACGUUUCCCACCUCAUCACCCACCUUCCCAACUACCUGCCCUUCAAGAUCAGCCAGCACAUCUGCGGCGGCGUUAGUCUCGGCGGCCAUGCGACGUGGGUGCUACUAUUGAACGAACCACGCAUCACCGCCGGAAUGGUCGUGGUGGGAUGUCCGGACUACGUUCGACUCAUGACCGAUCGGGCGAUACGAAGUCGAGUACAGUCGGCGGUGGGCACCGACCCUCCCGGGCGACACUUUGUGGGCUCCAAAGACUUUCCUCCAUCCUUGGUGGAUGCCAUAGAGCGCUUUGACCCCGCCGGAAUCUUGCUCGGCGAGCUCGACAUGGUAACCGGCGACGAUCACCUACACACGCCAUCUCCAGCGGAGCAGGCCAGAUUACGACCCAUCAUGACCCAGCGACUGGCCGGCAAGAAGAUCAUCUCGUUGGCCGGGGCUAGUGAUGGGCUGGUUCCGUACAAGCAGUCGGAGCCCUUUCUCACGUGGCUCAAGAAAGCCGUGGACAAGAACGGCGGUUGGUUCAACGAUCAAGGUACCGAGUUGGAGGAUAUUGUCGACGCCAAGGCAAGGCAUGAGUUCUCGUCUCCUCUUCGGAAAGAGGCGGAGAGGUGGUUGUGUGAUAUUCUAGCCGCCGAGACACCCCCUAUGCCUCGAGACAGCAAGUUGUGACAUAGAGUCUUCCAUAAAACUUGUACACACCUAUAGUGUAACUGCACAUUAAACGUCUUUAUAAUCUACGAUUAAUAAAGCGCCGGACCUGCGGCCGUCUUCGCU